AUGACUUCGCAAAUGGGGGAAGAAAUUGGAGACAUAGCUAUGACAUGUUCAGAAGCGGAUUCCUCACAAACACACGGACACGAAGCUGCAUCCAGCGCUAGUGCUGAUGAUGCCUCGUCGAGCAAUGCAACUACCCCAGCUGGGGGCGAAGGUCAAGCCUCCAGGCAAUCGAACCUUCAACGAAUCCAGCAGCGAAAGCAACAAGUUUACAAUUGGCCUCAUAACAAGAAAUUACUGAAGCUAGCUAUAUACUCGGCUUGCCAGACACCAGAAUGUACUUGCAAUGGGUGGAAGACACCAUCGCCUCAACACGCUGCCAAAGCAAAUCCACGAGCUGACAAUCAACCUCUUGCCAGCUUCAGUGAUCCCUGUAGAAACUGUAAUCAUGUACUCGAGAAACACGUGACCCAACUGCAAGGUCUGCCCGUUGCUGAAGUCAAUCGGCUUCUUGGAGCAGUGGUAGAUGUGGAGAAUAUUUUCAUGUCCAUGCAUCGGGAGGAUGACCACGAUACCAAACGGGUCUAUUAUUAUUUAUUUAAGAUUCUACGCAAGUGCAUUUUGACCCGCUCCCACCCGCGUAUUGAGGGUCCGUUAGGUCAGCCACCAUUUGAACGGCCCUCAAUAGCGAAGGCGAUCACCAACUUUGUGUUAUUCAAGUUCAAUACCCUGCCACAAAGAGAGUGGCAAACGAUGUAUGACUUGGCCAAAAUGUUCCUCCACUGCUUCAACCAUUGGAACUUUGAAACGCCUAGUGUAAGGAAAUUGCAAGUCUCAAAUCCUGAAGAUAUAUCAGCAUACCAAAUAAAUUACACAAGAUGGUUGGUGUUCUGUCACGUGCCCGCGUUCUGCGACUCUCUGCCGCACUACGACACGUCGCUCGUGUUCGGGCGCACGUUGCUCCGCGCCGUCUUCAAGUCCGUGUGUCGACAACUUAUGGACAAGUGUCACUCCGAGAGGGAUCGCAUGCCGCCAGAGAAGAGGGUGCUAGUGCUGACACACUUUCCACGAUUUCUGGCGUUACUUGAAGAGGAAAUUUUCAGCCCCAACUCACCAAUAUGGGACCCUGAAUAUAAGCAGAUACCACCCAACCAUUUACAAGCAAUAUUAGACAAUAAAAAUCCCACGGGGGGACGCCGUGGGGAAUUUGAACGCAUAACUCCAACUGGGGACAGCAAGGAUGGCUUUACUACAGUCACAUUAUCCUCAGGUUCGAUAAAGUCGGAAGGCGGCAAGCGCGUGGCGGAGGCGCCGCUGCUGAGCGCGGCCAAGCGCCGCCGCGUGGCGGACGAGCCGCCCGACGACGUCAGCGAGCGGACCGUGGCCGACAUCGUCGCCACCAUCGCCGACCCCAACUACAUGUGCGGGCCCGACGCACUGUUCCAAACGCAAGCACCCCGUGAUGAAGCCGCGAAACUGGAGGAACAACGCAAGAUGAUAGAAUUUCACGUCAUCGGGAACUCACUCACGGGACCCGUCAACAAACAGACCAUGCUGUGGCUUAUCGGACUACACAACGUGUUCUCACAUCAGCUGCCAGAAAUGACAAAGGAAUACAUAUCUCAACUGGUUUUUGAUUCAAAACACAAGACACUAGCGCUAAUCAAGGAAGGCAGGCCCAUCGGAGGGAUUUGUUUUAGAACAUUUCACUCGCAGGGUUUCAGCGAGAUAGUGUUCUGCGCGGUGACAUCGAACGAGCAAGUGAAAGGCUACGGUACUCAUCUGAUGAACCAUCUCAAGGACUACCACAUCAGAAACAAUAUAUUACACUUCCUCACAUUCGCUGAUGAAUUUGCUAUUGGUUACUUUAAGAAGCAGGGCUUCAGUAAGGACAUAAAGCUGCCCCGAGCGAUGUACCAGGGCUACAUCAAGGACUACGAGGGCGCCACCCUCAUGCACUGCGAGCUCAACCCGCGCAUCGUCUACACUCAGUUCACAUCCGUCAUACGCAGACAGAAAGAGAUAGUGAAAAAAUUAAUCGACAUGCGACAAAAAGAUGUCAGAAAAAUACAUCCUGGACUAACAGUGUUUAAGGAAGGCCGUAUACGUGAUGUUAUAAAGCAGCAAGUUGAAAAGCGACGGUUAAAUAGUAUUAGGUGCGCAGCAUCCCCGUCGAGUGCAUCCCGGGUCUGCGCGAGGCGGGUCGCGGCGGGGGGGGGGGGGGGGGGCUAUGCGCGCGACCCCGGCCCCGGCCCCGACCACGAGCCCGACCCCGCCGCGCUGCGGACCGUGCUGCACGCCGUUAAAAAUCACGCAGCCGCUUGGCCUUUCCUCAAACCGGUUGAUAAAAGUGAGGUACCUGAUUACUACGAUCAUAUCAAAUAUCCAAUGGAUCUGCGCACAAUGGGCGAACGUAUAAAGGCUCGGUAUUACGUAUCAAAACGUCUGUUCAUAGCCGACAUGACCAGAAUAUUCACAAAUUGCCGUCUCUAUAAUUCACCGGACACUGACUAUUACAGAUGCGCAAACACGCUAGAAAAAUACUUCCACACAAAGAUGAAAGAGGCUGGGCUGUGGGAUAAAUGA
Molecule: messenger RNA, 2523 nt
Organism: Arctia plantaginis
Lineage: Eukaryota; Metazoa; Arthropoda; Insecta; Lepidoptera; Erebidae
Source: the annotation of a GenBank genome assembly